Messenger RNA from Papilio machaon (common yellow swallowtail), 2325 nucleotides. RefSeq names its product actin cytoskeleton-regulatory complex protein PAN1-like. Bases 1 to 2325 code for a protein of 774 amino acids. Lineage: Eukaryota; Metazoa; Arthropoda; Insecta; Lepidoptera; Papilionidae. The record is from RefSeq and is a predicted model, not a curated record. The transcript has a single exon. Gene Ontology annotation, molecular function: zinc ion binding; nucleic acid binding.
AUGUCCGACAACACUGGAAAAACAAUGGACAUGGCAAGCUUCAAAAACUCAUUACCCCAGGAGGGUACCGCUGGCAACGCCAGCGGAGAAUCCCUCCCAGAGGUCACUCUGACCUCUGGCCGGCCCUCGUAUUCUGGGGGGGCCAAAGACUGCCAACCAACGACCUCGGCGAUAACAACUGACAACGAAGCAAACGAUUUGGAACUGACGACGCCUGGAAGAGCAGAGGAAGGCGGGGAGAGCGACGUGGAGGUGGUCUCUAUGUCGGAGUCUUCCUCCGACUCAGACAGUACUCUGGACGGGAGGAAGGCGAGCGCGAGCACGGCGCGGAAAAAGAUCAGCGGAUCCGCGGCCCCAAAAAUCGCCCUCAAGUUCCCAAUUGGGACAGAGAGCAAGGGGAAGAAGAGGGCGCUAAAAGAAGCGGAAGCAGCGGGCCCGGUCAAAAAAGUGUCGACAGCGACAAGAGGCCGUACCAGACGACCGGGGGCCCAAAGCAGUUUCCUGCAGGAGGCGAAAGCCUACUUAGCGGAGGGGGAGGAGAGUCGAGCAGCUGGCUCGGACCCCCCCCCCCCCUACCAGCCUCCAUGCCUGCCCAGGGACUUGUCGGAGCCCAGGGCUGCGCAACCGGAGGCCGCCACCAUAGAGGCAUUGGCUGCGAAGGCCCUCCUGAAUGUUUCCACAAUUCAGGGGGAGGUUAAGAAGAGCGGAAACCUAAAGGGAACAGUGCGGGGCCAGAUUAACAGGGCCACCCAACAAGUGAUAGAAGCGGUGGAGGAGCUCCGAGCGAUCACCCCCGAGGAGGAGCAACGCCGGCUCCGCGCGGAGAAUGCCAGACUAGCUAGAGAGCUGGAGCUGAUCCGCGCGGAGCUGCGUGCUUUCAAAGAAGCGUACUCGGAGUCGCAAAAGCGGUCAGAAGCGACUCCGAGGGAGGCUCCUCAGGCCCAGGAGGGGGUGGAGGCGAUUCUCAGGGGCGCUCUCGAAGAGAUGAGGCGCGAACUCCUAGAGUCAGUAGGCGGGAUGGUGAACGCCCGCCUACAAGACCUGGAGACGCGCCUCCCCCCUGAGCCGGUGAUCAGACCACCGCUCCAGGCGGACAAACAACAUCCGCCGCCGCCGCGCCCUGUAGUCAGGCCCAACCUGGCGACCAGUGCCCCUAAAAACGUGGAGACACGACCAGCCCAGGCCCCUGUAGCCAAAGCCAGGCCGGUCCCCAAACGGAGGAUCGCCCCUACAGCUGUACCGGCUGCCCCUCCCCCCCCUCCACCUGCUGGCGGAGGAGGGCGCGUAGGGAAAGCCGCGAAGGCUCAAGCCGGAGCCGCUGAACCCGCACCCCAAACUCCCGGGGGUGAAGUUCAGUGGUCUAAGGUAGUCGGCCGCAAGGCAAAAAAGAAGAAAAAGGCUCCGGCCGGGGCCCCGCCUGCUGCGCCAGUUCACCCUAAUGGGGCGCAGCGGGUUCCCCCUCCCCCUAAAGCAGUAAAGAUCGUGGCCCCCAAGACGGCGGCCAUAACCGUCACCCUUAAACCGGGGGCCACGAUCACGACAACAGAGGGACAGGUCUCUGAGGCCAAAUAUACUGACGUCUUGGCCAAGGCUAAGGCGUCGAUCUGCCUCAGAGACUUCGGCUUGGAGACGGUCAAAGUGCGGACCAGCAUGACCGGCUCCAAGCUGAUGGAAGUGGGGGGGAACACCCCAGAAGAGACGGCCGACCGCCUGGCUGCCGAACUGUCUCGGGUCAUCGGCGGCUGGGCGGACAUCGCGCGUCCGUCCAAACUCGCAGACCUUCGGGUCUCGGGUUUGGACGAGACGGUUACGCGCGAGGAGGUGGCAGCCAAACUGGCAACAACCGGGGGCUGCCACCCUGAUACUGUCAAAGUGGGCCUAAUCAGGCCCAGCUUCUGGGGUGGGGGCUCUGCCCUAGUGAGGUGUCCGGCGGCGGCAGCGAAAGCCGUCGCUCAAAUAGGGAAGGUGGCCAUAGGAUGGAGCAUGGCCACCGUCACCGCGGUAAGGGCCCGGCCGCUACGCUGCUUCAAGUGUAUGCAGCUGGGCCACACCCGGGCCCUAUGCCCAUCGGAGGCAGAGGAUGGCCGCCUCUGCUUCCGAUGCGGCCAAGAAGGCCACAAGAGGGCUGCGUGCGAGGCGCCUGUCAACUGUGCUGUGUGCCACAGGACAGGCUGCCCGCACGCACACGUGAUGGGGGGAGCUAAAUGCACCCCCCCUACUGUGAGGGGGAAGGCCCGCUCCAUCGGCCCUCCCCCUGCGCCACAAGCGCAACCGCCGGCCAGGCUGCAGCCGCAGCCUGAAGAGGAACGUAUGCAGGUGUCCUAA